CUCUCUCUUUUUUUUAACCCAGGUUCUGUUGGGUGUCUUAUAAAAGGAAGAGGUAUUGUGUCUGUUGAGUUAAUUGUGGUGUGUUGUGUUUGAGGUAUUGUGUCGAGUAAGCAUGCUCCGUUCAUCGCUCCGGUCGUUCUCGACGUCGGCGAGGGCGUCAAAGCAGCUGGAGAACCACAAGUUCCUCCCUCCGAACUCCUUCCUGGGAAGCUGGAAGGCGCCGCGGGACCCGAAGGAAGCGGAGGCGAAGCUGGCGAUGCUGAGAAGGGAUUACGCGAAGCAAAUGAAGGAGGUUCGAAAAGAGUACAUAAGAGAGAUGGAGGUGAUGAAGAUUGAGAAGGAGCGCAAGGACGAGGCUCGCAGGGAAGCCCUCAGAAUCGCCAACGAAGAGCGCAAGAAGCUCAAGGUUCAAGCCGCUCAGCUCAGAGCCCAAGAACGCGACAUCGAACGACAGCAGUUUCGACAAAUGCUGUUAAAAGAAAGAGCUGAGAAACUUGAAAACUGGAGGAUGAAAGUCAAAAUGCAUGCGAAGAAGAAAGAAGAUAAGAAAGAGUUAUUGCGCCGACAAAGUUCAAUGUGGAUUGAUGAAGAUAUACUUGAGAAAAGAGUUUUGGAAUCUAUUGGAGCUCCGCAAUUGUUUUGAGGUCUGUGAUAUCUUGUUAGUAGAAUUUAGUCCUAUGAAGCACCCUCAUAAGGAUAGUUCUUGCAUUUAUAGAAUUACAUUCCAGUUUCUACCCAAUGAUAUACUUUGGGGAUGUUCACUGUUUUGGUUUUGGGAUAAAGUGUUUUACUCAGCAUUACAAACUUUAAAUGAAAACCGUAUGCACUGGUUCAAAUCCUUCACUUAUUUGAUGUUUAUUGAUUUGUUAGGGUGCGGUUGAUCUCCAAAUGUUUGGGUUUUGUAAGUACGUGAAUGUGUCCUGGCUGGAGUCUAUUGUAUCUAGGCUUUGGUUUUCCCUUAACAAUUAGUUUUCAUUAAAAGUAUUAUGAAAAUGUAGUUAAGACUUAAAUA
Messenger RNA from Vigna unguiculata (cowpea), 1012 nucleotides. RefSeq lists its product as uncharacterized. NCBI's taxonomy places the organism in Eukaryota, Viridiplantae, Streptophyta, Magnoliopsida, Fabales, Fabaceae. The record is from RefSeq and is a predicted model, not a curated record.